Molecule: messenger RNA, 1611 nt
Organism: Trichoplusia ni (cabbage looper)
Lineage: Eukaryota; Metazoa; Arthropoda; Insecta; Lepidoptera; Noctuidae
Product: regulator of microtubule dynamics protein 1-like
Exons: 4
Coding region: 348-1253 (301 amino acids)
Cellular component (GO): cytoplasm; mitotic spindle pole; spindle microtubule
Molecular function (GO): microtubule binding
Source: RefSeq, a predicted model, not a curated record
AUUAUAAAAGUGUUAUUUUUCUCGAGUAAAGUCAAAUAACUUAACAAGCGACUAAGCCUUUCUAUAAUAAUGAAGCUAGAAAUUAUAAACAAAAACUAUCUUUGGCUUUAGCUUGUUUUAGCAUCACUGCUACAUUCCUUUCGCCAGAAAAUAUAAAUUAUAAAUUCUCUUACUGACUCUGACACGACAAAGUUGACAAGUGACAAAUUAAUUGUUGUUUAUUAACUUUACAACAUUAAUUAAGGAAAGUUAAAGAAAAGAUAGAACAACUGAACAAACAAUACGUGUAGCCUAACAAUAUAAGUCAUCGUAUUUUGUAAAAAAAAUCGGUAGUUAUAAUAGAAACUAUGAAUGCAAUUUAUAAAUUGAAUCCCCUCACUUGUCACAAGUUCGCCCAAAUAGUCAUAAAAUGUAGUAGAUCGAAUGCAAAGAACAGCAGCGAAAAAUGCAUUCAGCGUCGUCAUUUUCCGAAAAAUAUAUUUAUGCUGUCAACUGCUUUAGCAUUUACAUUAUGGCCUGUGAAACCUAAAGAACCAACUGAAAAACCACCAACCGAACUCAAGCAUCCUGCUGUUUUGGAUGAUGCCGACAAAUUGUUUGAAAAUGGCUAUUAUGAGGAGUGCUUUAAUUUACUCUCAGAGUGUGAAGACUCGGAUAAUGUGGAAAUUCAAUGGAGAAUAUGUCGAACAUUAUACAAUAUGUCAAAAGAAUCAAAAUAUGACAAACAGUAUAAAAAAUACCUUGUUCUACAGGCAUAUGACAUUAUUGUGAAAUUACUGGAUAAAACAAAAGACCAUUAUGCAGUUCAUAAAUGGUAUGCUUUAAUUUUAGAUGCUAAAAGUUCUUAUGGUGGAACCAAGGAGAGAAUAAGACAACUAGAUACUGUUAAAAAGCAUAUGGAUUUGGCAGUGUCACUAAACCCAAAUGAUGCUACAAUUUUACACAUGUUGGGUGAAUGGUGCUACCAGAUAACUGAAAUGCCGUGGCAUCACAGAAAAAUAGCCGAGGUUUUGUUUGCUACCCCACCAUACUCCAGUUAUGAAGAAGCACUGGAAUACUUCUUAAAAGCAGAAUCGGUUCAGCCUAGAUUUUACAGUGUAAACUUAUUAAGACUUGGUGACUGCUAUCUGAAAUUACAAAAAGAAGACCAAGCUAAAUAUUAUCUGCAACUAGCUGCCAGUUAUCCUGCCAAAUCAAAUGAUGAUCAUCAGGCGAACACUGAAGCAGCAGAAUUGUUAAAAAAACUUAAAUAAGCCUUGUUGGUGUAAUUUUACUUGGUCUUCAUUGGGUUCAUUUGUAGCUAAGAGGGAUUUUUUUUUAACAUGGUUACUGUAAAAAAUGUAAAUAGCUUUGUACAUUCAUGGAAUACAAGCUCGAAGGUAAACAAGUUGAGUGUAGAAAGUUUUGUGAACAGAUCUGAAUUCAGUAUUUAUAAAAAAAUAUACUGCAUGCCUAGCUACUGGCCAACUUUUUUACAAUUAUGACUUUAUAAACAAAAGACUGCCAAAUAUAUGCAUAAAAUUAUAUUAUAAAAAAUCGAAAAAUAGAACCAAUGUGAAGCUUAAUAGUGAUGAAAAAAUGGUAAAUACAGCCAUCAUUAGUAUUCUUGAA